Molecule: messenger RNA, 1467 nt
Organism: Trichomonas vaginalis G3
Lineage: Eukaryota; Parabasalia; Trichomonadida; Trichomonadidae
Product: DNA ligase/mRNA capping enzyme domain-containing protein
Exons: 1
Coding region: 1-1467 (488 amino acids)
Biological process (GO): 7-methylguanosine mRNA capping
Molecular function (GO): mRNA guanylyltransferase activity
Source: RefSeq, a predicted model, not a curated record
AUGCAAAUUAAAGUCAUCAAGAUUCCAAAGGGAAUAGUUCCUUCUGGAGCCCAUUAUUCUGAAUUUAAAACAACUGUUUUUGAUUUUCUUUUGUCAAAUCCAAAAAAUAUUUCAAGAAUUGGUGUUUGCUCAGCUCAUGGUGAUGAUAUUUGUCUUUAUAUGAUGUGCAGAUGGCUAAUAGAAGAAGGAGGAUUCACAGCACAAAGUUUCAAACAGCAAAUUCAAGCUGUUCAUGGAUUAAGCUUCAGAAAACCAAAAUAUUUAAUAUCAUUACAAUCUUUAUAUGGAGAAAUGCUGGUUGACAAUCUAACAUUGCAGUAUUUUUCGGAAAAAUUAAUUGAUCAAAAUUUAAUUCAAACUCAAAAACAAUCUGAAGACAAAAUUGUUGAACCAGUCCAAAAACAUGAAAUUCCUGUUAGUGUUGACAUGAUUCGUGUUGAAUUCGACGAAAGCCGAUUGAAAUUAAAUACAAAAGAAAUUGAUCCAUUAAUUAAAUCUGUUGGAGUUGCUUUGGAUCCUAUUGAUGAAGCAAACAUCAAGAAAGAUGUAGAAUCGAAUUUAACUGUUAAAAAAGAACGUUUGAAUUUUGAUAGAUACUCAUUAAAGGAUAUUGCUAACGAGAAAGACAUAUUUUGGAUCAUGGAAGAUGCAAAAGGAGUUCAUGUUUAUCUUCUAUUCAAAUUAAGUUGUUGUUUUAUUAUUGGUGAACAAAAUUGGGUCAGAAAAGUCAAUCUUUACAUGCCACCGUUAAAUAGUAGUAACGAAACAAUGCUUUAUUCAAUUUUCGAAGGUAUUAUAUGGCAUGAUCCAAGUAAAAACAAAUUGCAAAUUAUGUUUGUUGAUAUCAUAAAUAAUGAAGCAAGUUCAACAAUGUCACUUCCUUUUGCAGAAAGGGCUAAUCUUAUUGACCAAAUAUUAGCAAACAGGCAGCGAAAGAUAGAUGAGAAUCAAUUUGUUCAUAUUAGUAAUGACUUUGAUGUUCGCAUAAGAAAAUAUUGUAGAUUGAAAUAUUUGGAUUUCUUGAAACAAAAUUUCGAAGUACAAGAUUCAUCAAUUUUGUUUAAAUCAAAGGAUGGAAGAUACGGAAGCACUGAAUACUUGUAUGACGAAAAUAAUCCAUUGAUUAUCACUGUAGAACUUAAUAUUUUGCUGGGUACUUUUUAUGGUGUUGAUAACGAUGAAAAGCAAUUUGUUAUUUUCGAUCAUCCUACAAAAGAAUUCGCAAAAUAUAAUGAGUGUCUCAUCGAUAUUAUCUAUAACAGAAUGACAAAUAAAUGGGAAAUGCUGUCAUUGAGUAGUUCUAAAAGAGCAAUGGAUGGUGAUCAUUUAACAAAUACAAUUCUUGAAACAAGAAAACCUCCUUUGAAUUUUGAUAUGCUCAAAAGGAAAAUUGAUAAGAUCCUUCUAAAGCCGCAGUAUGUUCAAGAAGAACUCGAAAGAGCAAAAAUGAAAUCAUAUGCUAAAUAA